AUGUCCUUCGACAGCUACACCGCCAUCUGCAUCCCCAAGCGCUAUGAGGUCCUCAUGAAGCCAGGGGUUUGUGGGAAGAUGGCAGUCGACUCCUGGUUCAGCGGAGGGCUGUUCGGGGUCUUGCGUACAACUUCGACCUUCUCCUUGUCCUUCUGCGGGUUCCACGUUGUCCAUCAUUUCUUCUGGGACCUCCCCUCCCUGCUGAAGAUCACCUGCUCUGAAGACCACUCAUCCAUCGACGCAAGCAUUACCUUUGAUCUAACCAUAGGUGCCAUAGGCUCCAUUUCCACUGUUGUCUCAUACGUGCGCAUUUUCUGGGCUGUUCUGAGGAUGCCGGCUGCCAAGGGCCGGUCCAAAUCCAUAUCCACCUGCCUGCCCCACCUCGGCAUCGUCACUGUCUUCCUCUUCUCAAGCGUGUUUCGUUAUCUCAAGCCUCCCUCACACUCUUCCUCGGUGUUCGACCUGCUGAUGUACGUGUUCUACGCCGUCAUGUCCUCGACCCUGAACCUCCUCAUCUACAGUCUGAGGUACCAGGCCUUGAAGGCUGCUCGGUGGACAGCUUUAAAAAGGUGUUUUCCCCAGACUCUUCUAUGA
Molecule: messenger RNA, 594 nt
Organism: Tachyglossus aculeatus (Australian echidna)
Lineage: Eukaryota; Metazoa; Chordata; Mammalia; Monotremata; Tachyglossidae
Product: olfactory receptor 14A2-like
Exons: 2
Coding region: 1-594 (197 amino acids)
Biological process (GO): G protein-coupled receptor signaling pathway
Cellular component (GO): membrane
Molecular function (GO): olfactory receptor activity
Source: RefSeq, a predicted model, not a curated record